Messenger RNA from Prorocentrum cordatum, 1014 nucleotides. The record is from the annotation of a GenBank genome assembly. Lineage: Eukaryota; Dinophyceae; Prorocentrales; Prorocentraceae.
AUGCCGCUGGACAAUGACAUCAAGGGCAAGGACGGGGAGGCAUGCACGCUCAAGGCCGGCGAGGUGAUCGAGCUGGUCGAGGGCCCCCGCAAGGAGAAGUGCGUGUGCGCGGUGCGGGCCCGAGGCAAGGCGCUGAAGGACAACGCCGUCGGCUGGGUGACCGUCACGAGCCGGCAGGGCAAGGCCAUGCUGGAGGAGGGGAAGUACUACACCUGCACCUCCGCAACGGCCAUGACGAACGAGCUGGACUUGAAGACGGGAGAGCUCGUGAAGAAGCUGUCCGUCGGUGAGGUCGUGGUUGCCCUCGAUGAUGUUCAAGAGGAUGCUGGCGUCAAACGCGUGAAGGCGAAGAUCCUGAAGGAGGACAAGGAGGGCUGGGUGACCCUUACGAGCGAGACCGGGACCUCGUUCUUCUCGUCCAGCGCGAAGCACUACACGGUGCUCGAGGACGUGGACCUUCAGAAGGGCCCGAUCGCGGCCACGGCGGAGACUGUCAGAAAGCUGGAGGUGGGCGAGGCGUUUGUCGUCAUGGAGGGGCCCAAGGACGAGGUGACAGACUCGCAGAUGCGAGGCCGAGGCGUAGUGCUGGGCAGCGGAGCCGCUGGCUGGUUCUCCAUCGGCGCGGCGACCAAGCCGUGGCAGCCGACGUACACCUGUCUCAAGGCCGUGGCCAUCCGCGAUUCCCUUAAGGCGGAGGAGGGCAAGGACAUCAGGCAGCUGGCCGUCAACGAGGUGGUAGACUUCUUGGACGGUCCCAAAGUUGGUCCUAGCGGCGCAGUGAAGAUCAAGGGCUGCGCCGCCAAGGACGGCUCGGUCGGCUGGGUGGCCAUUAGGGACGCCCAGGGCGCCAAGCUGCUGGAGUCCAAGGGGGAGAAGGCGGCGCCGGCGCCCGCGGUGAACGGCCCCGCGACGCCCGGCGUCGUGCGGCCGGGCGUGGCGCCCGCCGUCGUGAGACCGGGCCUGGCGCCGUCGAGGCCGCCGACGAUCGUCGCCAGGCCCACGCUCGGGAGAUGA